AUGACGGAAGCCAGGACAGCAGGGAACCACAGUCUGCGGCCAGAUCUUGUGCUUGUUGGCCUCUUCCAGUACGGCAGAAGGAACGCUGUCCUCUUUGCUGCCAUCGUCGUGCUCUUCUCGGUGGCCGUGCUGGGGAACGCCACCCUGGUCCACCUCAUCCGCGUGGACAGCAGGCUGCACACGCCCAUGUACUCCCUGCUCAGCCAGCUCUCCCUCAUCGACAUGAUGUACAUCUCCACCACCAUGCCCAAGAUGGCAACGAACUACCUGACGGACACCAGGACCAUCACAUUUCUGGGCUGUGAGGUUCAGGCCUUCCCGUUCCUGAGCCUUGGUGGCGCGGAAGCCGUUCUCCUGGGCUUCAUGUCCUACGAUCGUUACGUAGCCAUCUGCCAUCCUCUGCGCUAUCCCGUCCUCAUGAGCAAGAAGGUCUGCUGCAGCCUGGCCCUGUGCGCGUGGUGCGGUAGCGCUGCCAACGCCGUGAUCCACACGCUGUACGUCUUCCAGCUUCCCUUCUGCGGCUCUCGGCUCGUGAACCACUUUUUCUGUGAAGUUCCUUCUCUGCUGCCCCUGGUGUGUCAGGACCCCUCCCAGUACGAGCACACGAUCCUCCUGAGCGGACUUGUCAUCCUGCUGCUGCCGUUCCUGGCCAUCCUGGCUUCCUACGGCCAAGUGCUCGCUGUCGUGUUCCGGAUGCGCUCAGGCGCAGGACAGACCAAAGCUCUCUGCACGUGCUCCUCGCACCUGGCUGUGGCCAGCCUCUUCUAUGUGACGACUCUGUCCAUCUACACGCGGCCGCACUCCUUGCAUGACCCUGCCCAGGAUAAGGUGGUGGCCGUUGUUUACACUGUUGUUACCCCCCUGCUGAACCCAUUCAUCUACAGCCUGAAAAAGGAGGUCCUGGGGGCCCUGAGAAGAGUGCUGGGAUGA
This is a messenger RNA of Octodon degus (degu), 930 nucleotides long. Its product is annotated as olfactory receptor 2AK2. Gene Ontology annotation, biological process: G protein-coupled receptor signaling pathway. The record is from RefSeq and is a predicted model, not a curated record. Gene Ontology annotation, cellular component: membrane. Gene Ontology annotation, molecular function: G protein-coupled receptor activity; olfactory receptor activity. Lineage: Eukaryota; Metazoa; Chordata; Mammalia; Rodentia; Octodontidae.